UAAAUUGAAGGCCUCUCAAUGCUCAUUCACUCAUCAAAACCUCCUCUACCCAAAACCAAAACAACCAUUUAGUAAUCAACAAUGGCAAAAGUUACUCUUCUUUCGCUACUUAUCCCUAUUCUCUACAUUUUAGAUACAGCAAGAUCUGCAGCCACUGCAAGAUCCACUGCCGCUUCCUCAAAUUUCAUUAAGGCCUCCUGUAGAACCACUACCUACCCUGUAUUAUGUGUAGAAUCUCUCUCAGCAUACGCUCCUUCAAUUCAGCAGAACCCACGCCAAUUGACCGAGGCUGCCUUGUCCGUGAGCGUAGCCAGGGCUCAGGCCACCAGGACAUUCGUGUACAAGCUCACAAAGUUCAAGGGAGUUAAGCCCAGAGAAAGGGAAGCCAUUAACGACUGUUUAGAGGAGAUUGAUGAUACUGUUGAUAGACUUAGCAAGUCUUUUAAAGAAUUAAAGAGCGCUAAAGGUAAGGACUUUCAAUGGCACAUGAGCAAUGUUGAAACUUGGGUUAGUGCUGCUUUGACUGAUGAGAACACUUGCGUUGAUGGCUUUGCCGGUAAGGCCUUGGAUGGGAAGCUGAAGGCUUCUAUUAAGGCAAGGAUUGUUAAUGUUGCUCAGGUCACUAGCAAUGCCCUUUCUUUGAUUAACAAGUUUGCCUCCAAGCAUUAGUUAGAUGGUUUGGGUAAGGAAAACUUUGAUUAUAAAUAUGUUAAACUUUGUUGAAGUAACUUCUCAACUCCAUCUUCAUGGGUCUAGUUUUGAUCGUAUGUAUGUAUGUAUGUAUGCAAGAGUUUUACUUUACUUUCUAUAAAGGUUUUUGAGUGAUAUAGUAUAAUUUGAAAACAAAUCUGCUUUCCCUUUCUUUUGCUUGUUUCUUUUCUUCCUGAAUGCCUCUGUAUGUAGAUCUAGAAGCAAUGAUCUCUGGCUUUUGGAAAUGCAAUUGGGUUAGAUAUUCUGCUA
This is a messenger RNA of Jatropha curcas, 960 nucleotides long. RefSeq names its product 21 kDa protein. Lineage: Eukaryota; Viridiplantae; Streptophyta; Magnoliopsida; Malpighiales; Euphorbiaceae. The record is from RefSeq and is a predicted model, not a curated record. Gene Ontology annotation, biological process: negative regulation of catalytic activity. Gene Ontology annotation, molecular function: enzyme inhibitor activity.